AUGAAACUUAAGUCGGCUAACUUUUUCAGGGUCUCUCGACUAACGUUUCCAAGUAUCCGUUCGAGCUGCAACUUCUUGGGUUUUGCAGAUGCUGGUUCAAGAAAUCCAAGAUCAGCUGUAACUCCAAUACAAGGCUCAAGGGUUCAUGGAAUCUGCAUAAGCUGGAUGAAGGUGUUUUUGUUGGUGUUGCAGCUUGUUGGUGUUACCUGCAGCUUCUUGUACCUAGUUGCAUCUUCAGUUUGGGAGCUGAAAGAGAAUUUUUCAAUUACUAAAGAUGCAAGUGAUGGGGUAAAAGUUUAUCGUUCAAAAAGGCAAAGGGUUGUGGCCUUGGCUCUUCCUAAUUUGCAACUGCAAGGCACAAUUUCCCCAUCUUUGGCCAAUUUGUCCUUUCUCAGUGUUCUCAAUCUCGACAACAAUCAGCUCCAAGGAAGUAUACCAGCAAGUUUAUUUCAACACCGCAGAGUUCAAGUAAUUUCAUUGGCUUUCAAUAAACUCGAUGGUGAAAUGUGGAAAGGGCCAUGGUAUGUACCCGAACUCAGGGUAUUUGAUCUCACCAACAAUAGCCUCACGGGUAUAAUCCCUCCUUUUAUUGGAAAUGCCACAAAAAUGAUGAACUUCAGUUUGUCUGGGAAUAGAGUCAGUGGCAACAUUCCAAAGGAGGUCGGUAAUCUAUGCCAACUUGCAGACUUGUACUUGACUGAUAAUCAAUUAAUUUGUUCCAUUCCCGCAAUACUGUUUAAUAUCUCAUCAUUGCUUGUCAUAAGUCUAUACAACAAUAGCCUUUCUGGCCGGCUCUUGCUUGAUGAAGGGAAUAUUGUGUCAAAUCUGAAGACAUACCCAGAAAUAUUGGUUGUUUAUCCAAGCUCGAGAGGUUCUAUAUGGUUGUUUAUCCAAGCUCGAGAGGUUCUAUAUUGGGCGUACUGCAAUAAGUGGGACUAUUCCUGCUUCAUUGGGAAAUAUUUCCACUCUGAAAAUUCUUUAUUGUGGAAACAAUCACAUAGUGGGGCAAUUCCUCUGGAAUUAGGGAAGCUAUCAAAUUUGAGGGAAUUAACCUUUGACCAAAAUUAUAAUCUUAUUGGUCAAAAUCCAGAGGCUAUUUUCAACAUAUCUUCUUUGGAAAUUAUUGAUUUCAGUUUCAAUAAUCUCUCUGGUAGAAUUCCAACCACUACAAGUCUUCAUCUUCCGAACCUUAAAGUACUUUACCUGGGAACCAAUAAGCUGGAAGGGGAAAUUCCACUGUUCAUAACAAAUGCUUCCAAGCUUGAGAUACUGGAGCUAGAUGGGAACUUUCUCACAGGCGCUAUUCCUACUAAUUUGGGGAAUCUUCGUGAGCUGCAAUCACUGUUCCUAUAUACUAAUCAACUUACCAAUGAACCAAGAGAGCGUGAGUUGCGAUUCUUCAAUUCUUUGGCAAACUGUAGGAUGUUGCAAUAUCUACAAGUGGGUACCAAUCCGUUGACUGGUGUUCUGCUCAAUCCUAUUGGGAAUCUUUCAUCUACAAUUGAAAACUUUUAUAUAGCAGAUGCACACAUCAACGGCCUCAUCCUCACAAGUAUAGGCAACAUAAGCUGUCUAGUGGGCCUAUACUUUCAAGGAAACAACUUGGCAGGGAGUAUUCCUUCUGAGAUUGGUAAGCUUAAGCAACUCCAAGGGAUGUAUCUAUAA
Molecule: messenger RNA, 1665 nt
Organism: Solanum dulcamara
Lineage: Eukaryota; Viridiplantae; Streptophyta; Magnoliopsida; Solanales; Solanaceae
Product: LRR receptor-like serine/threonine-protein kinase RGI3
Exons: 5
Coding region: 1-1665 (554 amino acids)
Molecular function (GO): protein binding
Source: RefSeq, a predicted model, not a curated record